Messenger RNA from Amaranthus tricolor (Joseph's coat), 777 nucleotides. Its product is annotated as agamous-like MADS-box protein AGL61. Gene Ontology annotation, biological process: regulation of transcription by RNA polymerase II. The transcript has a single exon. Gene Ontology annotation, molecular function: protein dimerization activity; RNA polymerase II cis-regulatory region sequence-specific DNA binding; DNA-binding transcription factor activity, RNA polymerase II-specific. The coding region runs from base 1 to 777 and encodes 258 amino acids. The record is from RefSeq and is a predicted model, not a curated record. NCBI's taxonomy places the organism in Eukaryota, Viridiplantae, Streptophyta, Magnoliopsida, Caryophyllales, Amaranthaceae.
AUGGCAAACAAUAAUGAUAAGCAGGAGAUUAAAGAGGAUAACAAACGAGAAGGAAAUAAUACAAGAAGUAAUGGAAGAAGAAGAAUCCCAAUUGCUACAAUCACUGAUCCAACAAAAAAACAUGUAACAUUCUCGAAACGACGAGUAGGACUCUUCAAGAAAGCGAGCGAGCUAUGUGCAUUAUGCGGCGUGCAUAUGGCCGUUGUGACUUUCUCCGAAAGAGGCAAGCUCUUUUGCUUCGGUCACCCCAGCUUAGACGAUAUUAUGAACCGUUACAUCAGUUAUCAAUCUUGUUUUAUAAAAGAACAAGAUGGGUAUGAAUUGGUCGACGAGCAAAAUAGGCAGCACAAGGAGAUCAGAAAGAGGAUCGAUGAAGAAAAGAAGUUAUCCGAUCAUUAUAUUGAAAACCCGGAAACAUAUGAACAAGACAAGGAAGUUUGUCGAUGUUGGUGGGAAGAGACUAAUAUAAAUGAAAUGGGGUUAGAUGAACUUGAAGAGUUUCAAGCUUGUCUUAUGGAGCUUAGGACAAAUGUCGUAGCGAAAGUUGAUCAGUUAUCACAGAUGUCUUUGAUCAACCCGACAAACAAUCGUAGUAAUCUAGAUUGUACUCCUUCGAGCUCUACUACAAUUUUGAAUACAAACUACUACAACAAUGGUUAUGGUUUUGAUAAUCUCGAACUAGGAAUGAUCCAGAAGGAUAAUAAGUUUACGGAUGAAAUUAAGUUAGAAGAUAGUCGAUAUAAUACCCGUUUUAUGUUUGAACAUGGGCAUCUCUAA